AUGUCAACCUCGGGAGGAAUCUCAUUAUCCCAGUUCCAGGCUCGCUUGACUGUGCUGCAAUCACAGCACCAGUCCCUCAAAGCAGCCGACUUAGAAAUGCGAGCCACACAAUCCGAACGAUGCCGUUCUUCACUUGAGAAAGCCGUCAAGAGCCUAUUCCAAGUCAUAAAUCUCGUUCGCAAACACGAUAAACGUCUAGUUGCAUGGCACGACCGCAGUCCACAUCUCAAAUCGGCUCUUCGUUUAAUCGGCAUUGAUCGACGAACAGAACAUACCGUGAACAAGACUACGGCGAAACUCAAGAAUGGUGUACAUAAAGUCGAGACACAGUUUGAGUACGCCGGGCAAGUCAUAGGAGAGAGUAUCGAUGAUACUACACGCUUCCAGAAGGACUUUUCGCAAAUUAGUCGGUCUGGAGUUGAGGAGAACCUUCAAGCUAUGAGAGCUGCUGAAGCUGAGCUGAAGCAGGAGUUAGAGGACCUCAAAUAUCAGAUCCAGAAUCAGGAUGUUGAGUGUUCUGGGGCAAUGGCAGAGUUGAGGCAGCAGAUUCAACGGCUUGAGGAGCUCACGGCAGAUCAUGACUCUGCAAGAGCCUGGAAAAAUACCUGGGGAGCGGUCACGGUACUUGCUGCAGCGGGGGCUUUUGCAAUGCCAUUUGUUGGUAUUUCGGUAGGAAUAGUAGCCGGUGUCAAAACUCUUAUGAAUUCCGAACAGCAAGAGGCACUCAGGGUGCAAAAAGAACAACACGAGCUUCUUGUCCAAAGUCACGACUCAGAACUGAAAUCGCUUGAACUCCAAAUGGCACAAUCAGGCCGUCACCACGACAGUUGCGCCUAUUACAUGGAUCAAAUCAAGCAGAUCCAAAGCGCAAACUUGACUAUUCGUCAAGAAUCAAGCAGAGCGUUCAAGACCCUUUGCGAAGUGCAGAUGGCACUGGAGAAGGCGAGGCUCAACAUCUUUGAGAUAUCACAGGAACUGCAGGAAUGUCAAUAUGAGAAGACUAGGCGCGGGAUGGCGGCAAGAUUGAAUGGGAUCUUGCAGAAUAUUCUGGAAUUUCCUGCAAAGGCGAAGUUGAAGGCCAUUGAUCAGAAGCUCAUUGAGCAGGCUACGAGUGGGAUAAGGGCUAUUUCUGGUGCAACAGCUGAGGUUAUGGCCAUUGUGGGUGAUAUAAUCGCUCUUCAUGGUCUGGGAGGCGAUUGGAAUCGUACCUGGAGCUCGUUCGGAUACUGCUGGCUCAAACACACUCUCGUACCCAAGUUCCCAUCAUGCAGAAUCCUCUCUCUCAACUAUCCAGAUAUGCUCUCUACUUUGUCAGCACACCCUCCUGACAUAAACGGUCUGAUUCAGGAUAUCUUCAGAGACCGCCGUCAAGAAAACCGCUCAAAGUCACCGAUUAUCUUCCUCGGCCAUAGUUUUGGUGGCACUGUUCUCAAGCAGGUGUAUGUUGCUACACAUCCUUCCAACACAGAUGACCCAGACUACAAAGCCCUUCAUACCCAGAUUCGUGGCUAUGUGUUCUUUGGGACAAUCCAUAAAGACAGAGAUAUGAGUAGGGCUAAGCUUGAAGUCCCAGAGUUUUGGAGAGCUUUGAGUCGCGGAGCUUCAGGUACAUUGGGCGGUCACUCUCAUGAGUUGGAAAAGGCAAUGUAUACCACCUUUCGUGUUAACCAUGCCUUUCGUCGGCUCGGUGGAGAGAACCUCCUCAUCAAUUGCUUCUAUGAAACCAAGGGGCCCGGCGGACUGAGUAGACGUGUUCUUAUUACUCAGGAAGAGUCAACUCUGGUCGCCCGUCCUGUUCCUACCAUGCCCUUGGAUCUCGACCACCAGUCCCUCGUUUGCUUCAAAAGUCCACGAGAUGAAAACCUCGCUCGUGUCCUCGACGCUCUCGAUUCGUUCAUGAUUCGAGCUAUGGACGUCGAAACUCGACUACAUAGGUCGAGCGCUCCUGAAUCUCGAGGUCUAUGUCUUUUGUCACUUGACGGAGGUGGUGUCAAGGGAUUAUUUAGCAUUAUCAUCAUUGAUCGGCUGAUGCAGGAGACACGACGCCUUGAAGGCCCUGGUGCAGGACAUAAAAAGCCCUGCGACUAUUUCGACCUUAUUGGCGGCACAAGUACAGGAGGUUUGCUAGCAAUCAUGCUCGGUCGGCUUCAGAUGGACACUCAGCUCUGUAUUCAAGCUUACAAGUCUCUGUCCAAGGAAGUGUUUUCUAGGAAGUUCAAGGUGCCCUUCCUGGAGAACUUCCGCAAGGCCAGUAAUGUUGCUCUAAGCUGGCCAUGGUUUGAUGGCGAUAAACUCAAAGAAGCCGUUUGUCGUACCGUCAAAGAGAACCUUCUUCCCAGUGACUCGGCUAUGCUGAGGCAAAGUGGCUGUACAGUGGAGGACCUAACUCUCAUCACUGACAUGAAGUCUACCACGUACUCUUUCGUCUGCGCCGUGCCUAAGUACGAGGAAAAGGUGAGACGAAUUCGAUCAUAUGAACCCCUCGACCAACAAACAAAUGCUCCAGCUGAAAGGUUCAAGAUCUGGGAAGCUGCACGAGCAACCUCAGCAGCGCCAAUGUAUUUCCCACACAUAGAAGCAGGUGGCGUUUCUUACUUCGAUGGUGGACUUGAGAGUAACAACCCCGUGAUUGAAGUUAUCGAAGAAGCCAAGCAAGAGUUCCCGGAUGAUAAGAUCUCCACCGUGAUUAGUGUUGGUACUGGUGCGUACCAAGCCUCAGACGCAAGCGCAGGGCUUACGGGUCUCAUGAACUACAUGAUCAAUAUGGCCACAAGCACAGAGAAGCAUCACAAAGCUGUUCUGGAAGACCCGCGAUUUGCAGAUAUCAGAAAGGAAGGGUACUUUCGACUCAACGGGACACUUGAACUUGGAGCCAUUGACCUCGCCGCUGUGGAACGCAUGGAUGAGAUUGAACGUCUGGCCGAGGCCUAUCUGAGUUCCAAUGAGGGUCAACAACAAAUCGGCAUGUGUGCUGAGCGUCUAGUUGAGAGGGCGAAGCACCAGUGA
Fusarium oxysporum Fo47 is the source of this 3006-nucleotide messenger RNA. Its product is annotated as acyl transferase/acyl hydrolase/lysophospholipase. The transcript is spliced from 5 exons. Bases 1 to 3006 code for a protein of 1001 amino acids. Gene Ontology annotation, cellular component: membrane. Lineage: Eukaryota; Fungi; Ascomycota; Sordariomycetes; Hypocreales; Nectriaceae. Gene Ontology annotation, biological process: arachidonate metabolic process. The record is from RefSeq and is a predicted model, not a curated record.